Messenger RNA from Lactuca sativa (garden lettuce), 2411 nucleotides. RefSeq names its product nuclear pore complex protein NUP98B. Gene Ontology annotation, biological process: telomere tethering at nuclear periphery; RNA export from nucleus; post-transcriptional tethering of RNA polymerase II gene DNA at nuclear periphery. Gene Ontology annotation, molecular function: structural constituent of nuclear pore; RNA binding. Gene Ontology annotation, cellular component: nuclear pore; nuclear pore cytoplasmic filaments. NCBI's taxonomy places the organism in Eukaryota, Viridiplantae, Streptophyta, Magnoliopsida, Asterales, Asteraceae. The record is from RefSeq and is a predicted model, not a curated record.
UAAGCUACGGAUGACAUACCCAAGUCCCAGCUUGAUAUGGAAGCUACUCGGUCACUGACGCCAAAAUAUCAUGUAUAUAAACACUCAUGCUAUUUAUCAACAUCAUUUGAAAAAUCCCGAACAUCAAAAAGGUAUUUGAUUCAAUUGCGAUUCGAUUCGGAACACGAUUCAAAUAUGUUUACAUCACCUGCUUAUUCGCAUUCCAGCAGUGGUACUUUUGGGUUUCCAUUAGUUUUUGGAGAAGGCAAUCAGAAGGUAGAUGCAACAGGAAUGUCAAAUUAUGGGGGAACCUCAACCUGGACAUAUGCUCAAACCUCAUCCCCUUCAUCUUCCACAACAAUAUUUGGAGCUUCAUCACCAUACGGUUUUGGAAGUUCAUCUUCCAGUGGAGCUAAUGCCACAAGAUCAACUUUUGAUCUUCAAAAGUCACCUUUUGGUGGCCAAGAUAGAGGGAGCAGAAUUGCAAAUUACAAAACAACCCUUGAGACUGAGUAUAAUCCAGAGAAACUUGUAUCAAUUUCUGCCAUGCCUGUUUACAAAGCUAAAAGCCAUGAAGAACUAAGGUGGGAAGAUUACAAGUUCACCGAAAAAGGUGGAUUUGGUCCAAGUUCUACAGCAAUAAAGUCAACAUCAUCCACUCUAUCUCCUUUUACCUCAUCAUCAUUUACUAAUUUUUCUACAAAUUCAUGGGGCACCACUUCAGUUUCUUCAACACCAAUUACACCGAACCCAUUUUCAAAAAGAAGCAAUUCGGUAGCCACAGAGACGCCCACAUGGAGCUGGAAGUUUCCGGGACCCACAUCCACUCCACAGCCUCUUCACUUUUUAUCUUCUACAAACAAUUCUUUGAGCAGUUUUACUUCUUCUCCUUUAAACUCAUUCAACCCAUUUCUUUCCAAAACAAACCUCACAUCUCCAGCCUCCUUUACAUCCACAUUUGCACCUUUGAAUCAAAAUCCUUUCACUUCACUACCCACUCAAAUGUCUUCCUCCAGUUUUUCAAGUCCUACAUUUGCACCAUUUAUCAAACCAUCUUCUUCAAGUGGUUUCUUUCCAACUCCAAUAGUGACUUCACCUGCUAACUCUAUGAGCUCUGGUUUGUGUUCAACUUUUAAUCAACCAACAACAUUGUUUCCAUCAUCUUCAAGCACCUCAGUAUCAUGGUCACAUGAACCUUUGAAUCAAAAUCUCUUGAAAAACCCUUUCACCUCACAACCCACUCAGACCUGUUCUACAUCUGCAGCUUUCACUCAUGGUGUAGUUACCAUGGUGACUACACCUGCUACCUCUGUUUCAGUUUCACCUUUCAAUCAACCAACAACAUUCUUUAAGCCUUGUGCUCCUUCAACUCAGAACUAUAAUGGGGAAAAUACAACAGGAAUUAUUAGCCAAAUUACUAGCAAAAACCAAAAUCCAUUUGGAACACUUCCUCCAAUAUCUCACUUGUCUUUUGAAUGUUCUCAAUCGAUUCAGUAUGGGAUAUCCAGCAUACCUGUCAAAGACAAAUCUGCCAUGGUCAAAUAUCCCUUGUUGACUCCAAGGCAUUUGUACAGAAGAAACAAGCUACCAGUUCAGAAGUAUGACCCAAAACUAAAUAGUUUAAAGAUGCCAUUUUUUAGUGACACCAAGGAGAUACCAGUUGCUGCAUUCUUCCCAAGGGAAAAUCCAAGGGAGUUGGUUAUCAAAGGGAACAUGCAUAAACAAAAGUUGUCAGAUAACACGUAUGAAAAUGAGAAAGAUGAUAUCAAGGUUUAUGAUUCUUCAAAUGAUCAAACCAAAGAGAAAAAAAAGUUCCCAUCAGUCCUUGAUGUCCCAUUAAAACUUCAACUCCCUGACUACUACACAAAACCUGAAAUUUCAGAGUUGGAAUCAAAAGAAAGGGCUGAGCCAGGGUUUUGCAGCCAUGUUAAUGACUUUGUAAUUGGGCGCCAUGGCUAUGGGAGUAUUAAGUUCUUAGGGGAGACUGAUGUGAGAAGACUCGAUCUUGAAAGUUUUGUCCAAUUUAAUAACCGAGAGGUUAUUGUGUAUAUGGAUGACACCAAGAAACCUCCCAUUGGCCAAGGGCUCAAUAAACCAGCUGAGAUAACACUUCUUAACAUCAAAUGUAUUGAUAAAAGAAGUGGAGUGGAGUACAAGGAUGGUUUGAAGAUUGAUAAAUACAUAGAGAUGUUGAAGAAGAAGGUGGUGGCACAAGGUGGUGAGUUUAUUUCAUAUGAUCCGGUUGAAGGUGAAUGGAAAUUUAGAGUCCAACACUUCUGAAAACUAUUCUCUUGAUGAUUUAUUGAUGUUGAUACUAGUAGUAAUGAUUGGAGUUUGUAUUUUGCUUAUGUAAUUAGAAGAAUUUUUAUGGUUCUUUCCUUCUUAUUUGUAUUUUGCAAUAAUGUAAAUGUUAAGUGCAAAGAACAUUUAUG